AUUCUCUGUUUCCUCUGCUUCAACAAAGUGAACAAAUUUAUCGAACAUAAAUUACUACAUAGCGUCAUAAGCGAAAUAAGCGUCAUAAGCGAAAUAAGCGCAGUAGCCUGGACUCUGACUGAGUCUCUUCUCGGUGUUUUUGUUCUUUCUCCUUUAAGCUGACAUAUAUCUGCCUACAGCGAUACAGGCCGUAAAUAAGCUUCGGCGCGGAAGCGGCACGGAGCGAUCGGUGAACCACUUCAGCCCAGCGUACUGCCUUCUGCCGGACAAUAACAAAAUCCAGGAUGUUGGGCACAAGCAGGGACAGGAGAGGCCUGUCGAGGGAUAAGGUGGACAUCGAGUCGAUGGAGCAAGAGAAUGAUAGGGAGCUGGACCACCUUGCGGACCGCGUGGCUCUGCUGAAGAAUGUAACACACGGGAUCAACAAGGAGGUAAACGACCAGCACAAGCUGCUUGAGAACAUGGACGGGAGCUUCGCGUCAGUUGGUGGGUUAAUGUCGGCAGUCACGGACAAGUUCCGAGCGGUGUACAACGACAAGGCGAACAAGCGGCUCAUCUACGGCGCUGUUGCUGUUGCAGCAGGCCUCUUCCUUGUGUGGUACUUCAUGCUGCGCUAAGAAUUUCCGUAAUGUGAGGUGCUUUGCGGAAACCGGGCUGACGGGUGGGUUGUGGGAGGGACUACCGGGCGAGCGCCAUACACGGCCAGUUUGCCACAUAGCAACCGGCCUAACAUCACUGUGGUGUGGCGUGGGUGGGUUGGCUGCCUAGCAGCAUCGGCACGUCAAGUGCAGGGCCUGCAAGCUUCCCAAGUGUACCCCUAGUUGCAAAGGAAGAUGAUGGUGUACAGGCACGCUGUAUGAUAUACGGUAAAUGACUGUUUUGUUACGAGUGGGACCUGCUGACGAAGUUUACAAUAUAGCAAGGCGCACAGGGUGUUCGGUACACGCGCGAUAGAAGCACGGCGUUUGACAGAAGCACGGUAUGUGCGCGGGGGAUCGGCCGUGGCAUAGACUGCAGCACGCAGUGCAACCAUGCAGUACAACCCUGGUAAAGUCCAUGCAUUGAUGGACCGGGCUGUCCUUUGUUGUAAGGUCGCAUUCGA
Messenger RNA from Chlamydomonas reinhardtii, 1102 nucleotides. RefSeq lists its product as uncharacterized. The transcript is spliced from 6 exons. The record is from RefSeq and is a predicted model, not a curated record. Bases 345 to 617 code for a protein of 90 amino acids. NCBI's taxonomy places the organism in Eukaryota, Viridiplantae, Chlorophyta, Chlorophyceae, Chlamydomonadales, Chlamydomonadaceae.